UCUCUCCUCCUGCUCAGACACCGCCCCCCGACGUCUCUCUCUUGACUGCUCUCUCCUCUCUCUCUCUCCAUCUCUCUCAAUUCGCUCUAUCUCUUCUCCCCGUUGCGCCGCAGCUUGUCGUGCACUGCCGCUGCCAAGGCCUUGCUCCACAGGCUGAGCCGCUGCAAUUCCUUGCCGUCGUCGGUUGCAGCUUCGUCACGCUGCUCCUCCCGAGCACGAGCACGCCGCCAAGCCACUCCACCGUGACACUGUAUUAACUCGUCGACACGGACGCCGCUUUGCCUCGCCGGUGACGAUCGAUAUUUGCUUGGUGCUGUUGUGAGGAAAUUUAGAGAAGUUGAAAAGUUCAGAUGACUUUUAUGGUUGACAGUUGAAAUAAAUGGCACGUGACAAGAUUAUAAGAGAAAUGUGAGAUAAGUGUCAGGUGGCAAAUGGAUUGGUGAUAUUUUAGAGAAUAUUUAAUGGUUAAAAGGGUUCACCCCCGGGCUUCCAUCUGCAACAACACUCACAAACAAAAACCUACCUCACGGCCCAUGACCACUGCGCACAGCCCCACUGACAGCUAGCACUGUUUAUUCUGCAGUACAUUCACCAGCACACCUUUGAAUCUUUUUGAACACCAAGGAACCUGCGUCACACCAACUUCAAGGGAAUCUCUUUCUACCCUGUAGCUGUCACGAAACCCGUUUCUGGAGCUUUAUGAAUCGCCUGUUUUAGUGAAGUAAUUAAAACAAGGAUGUUUACCAAUGAACAGAGACAAGAAGAGCGAACGGGAAGAUAUGGAACUCCAAGGCUGCAAUAUCUUCAAGAAUUGGUAAGCCAGUUUCAGAGUUCUACUGAUGAAGAAACAAAAGAGAAAAUUGGUGCUAACCUGGCAAACUUUGCUUAUGACCCUUACAAUUAUAAAUUCUUGCGCCAGCUCAAUGUUUUGGAGCUUUUUCUUGAUUGCAUAACGGAACCCAAUGAGAAGCUUGUGGAAUUUGGGGCUGGUGGGAUAUGCAAUUCCUGCGCUGAUCCAUUGAAUGCUGCAAUUGUCAGUCAGUGUGGUGGGAUUCCUCUUAUUGUUCAAUGUUUAUCAAGCCCUGUUAGAAACACUGUGAACUAUGCACUUGGGAGUCUUUAUUAUCUCUGCAACGCAUCUAACAGGGAAGAAAUUUUAAAGCCGGAAGUGAUUGACCUCAUCAGGAGGUAUGCUGAUGCUGAAGCGGUUAGUGUCAGCUUUAGUAAUUUGGCUAAGGCAUUUUUGGACAAACAUGUUAGAACGAGUGAGACUUAAUAAGCCUGCUCUCCCCUAAUGAAUCUUUCAAUGACACCACAAUCAUAUGGAAGAUUGGUUCUAAAUUCA
Molecule: messenger RNA, 1345 nt
Organism: Juglans regia (Persian walnut)
Lineage: Eukaryota; Viridiplantae; Streptophyta; Magnoliopsida; Fagales; Juglandaceae
Product: armadillo repeat-containing protein 7
Exons: 11
Coding region: 737-1276 (179 amino acids)
Molecular function (GO): protein binding
Source: RefSeq, a predicted model, not a curated record